This is a messenger RNA of Conger conger (European conger), 3811 nucleotides long. RefSeq names its product isthmin-2-like. The transcript has 6 exons. The record is from RefSeq and is a predicted model, not a curated record. The coding region runs from base 606 to 1997 and encodes 463 amino acids. Lineage: Eukaryota; Metazoa; Chordata; Actinopteri; Anguilliformes; Congridae.
AUAACAAAGCGAAGGAAUUUACCCACUGGAACCAGUUUGGAUAGGUUUCUGACUGGAUAAAGGAUUCAAAGACUUUUGGGUUUCCUCGGUUCAAGAUCCAGAUGUCAACGCUGUGGGGGGAAAUUAAGCCAUACUCUCUGACAUAGCGGUUGGCAAGAUAAAUACGCACCGGUGCGGACACGAAAGGAGUACGCGGGGAAGACUUUCUGGUCGUGACAUACUGUACGCCAGAUACAUCUAAACUUAUAGCAACAAUUGAGAGCUUAAAAUAGUACGUUAGACAGAUCGAGGCAUCUGCAUACAUCAAAUUAACAUGACGGAUAUAUGACUCAAUAUAUGUCAGUGGGACUAUAUUGAGCCCGCGAUUUAGAAUAAUCCAGCGUAUUAGGAAGAUGUGAAUGACUCUGUAUUUUAUCUUACAUUAUCUUGUCAACGAGCAUUUUCUUAUGUUAUUACAUGUUAAACUUGGACUGGAAAAGCUUCACAGAAAGCGACGCCACGACAGUGGCUUUAACGAUUUCGAGCGACCUCUUAAAAUUUGUGUCAUUGGACAGGCACAACAGACUUGAAAGGGCAUAUUAGGCGAGCUUAUUCGUUUUUGAGACAUGCUAAAAGGCCGAGGGAAAGCUUUGAUGUUGUGGGUUGUCUUAAUAACGCCUUUUUGGGGACUUAUCAAAGGGUUCCCCACAAAACAACAUAUGAACAGCACCCCGCAACUCAGAACCAGAGUAUUUUUGGAGCAGGCACAAUCAAGAACACCUUCCAGGGGUGCCCACCAUGGGGCGGAGGUCUUUCAGGAGCACAACCACGUGCAGAGUGCAUGGUCUACUCUGCGCCGCCACAAAAGGAGGUGGCGCCACCAGCAGUCUUUGGGAUUUCUGCCAAAACCAGAGCCUGAAGAGGUGGCACGUCCCUUCGUACUAGACCGACUUCCAGAUCUCACAGGCCUCGAACUCAAUGCACAAAACCCCAACAUUCAGGUGACCAUUGAGGUUGUGGAUCAGCCCCGGACAGAGAACGAGAUGGAGCCAGCCAAAGGUCGUGGGGACCAGCCCCUGUCCCCUGAGACCUGGCUGGGCAACCGGAAGCUGUUCUGGCCCCUGUUCUGGGGGUACUCUGACUCAGAAGAGGACGGGACAGGACGCGUAAGCGUGGAGGACUCGGCCGAGGACUAUGCGCUGGAGUAUGAUGAUGAAGAGUCGGCCUUGAGUGGGGUGGGAGGAGACUGGGACAGGCAGUGGAGCAAGGGGUGGGACACCAAAGGCACUUACGAGGAGAACAAGGAGGAGUGGAGUGCCUGGUCACCAUGCAGCGUCUCCUGUGGUCAAGGUGACCAAAAGCGCACCCGUUCAUGUGGCUACUCCUGCACGGCGACAGAGACCAGGACCUGUGAUGUCCAGCAGUGUCCAGAUGAAAGCAAUGCGGUAACUGAACUAAUCCCCUAUGAGACAGAGAAUGGCACAGAGAUUUUCAACGCAGAGGUGGACAGCUGUGAAAAGUGGCUUAACUGCAAGAGCGAUUUCCUGCAGCGGUACCUCCAGCAGGUACUGACGGAGCUACCUAGCUGCCCCUGUACCUUCCCCUCGGAGGUGGCCUACGGCAUGGUGGACAUCUUCGAUGAGCCUCUGAGAAAGCAGUACCGCUGGACCGAUGCCAGCUCCCAGAAGGAGAGGCUGGAUGUGUACAGGCCCACGGCCCGUUUCUGCGCCCGCUCCUUGCUGGCGGCCGACAGUGGCACGCUGGCGGCCCAGCAAUGUUGCUACGAUGACCGCAUGCGGCUCAUCACACGGGGGAAGGGAGCCGGCACGCCCGACUUCAUCAGCACUGAGUUCUCCCCCGAGCUGCACUUCAAGGUAGACGUCCUGCCCUGGAUCCUGUGCAAAGGGGACUGGACCAGAUUCCAUGUGGCACGGCCGCCCAACAACGGUCUGCACUGCACUGAGAACCCCCACCAGGACAUCUUCAUGAAUGAGCUGGAGGAAGCCCGGGAGUACUGAGCCCUCCCAAACUCCAACCCAAAAUCGGACCCGGAAACCAGAACUGGAACCCAAGACCUCCCACGUCUGGAGUCCCACCACGGCAAAUGUUGGACAGGACCAGAGAACAAAUACACAUUAACACGCUCGCACACACACAAAUGCCCACACACACACACACACACACACAUACACACAUAAAGACUCACACACAGCAUAAAUCUAUCCAAAUUCUUACUGACCUCCACAUCAUCCAGCAUAAGAGCAGAGCUAUUGCUGUUGUCUGUGUAAUAUAUAAGUGCUGUAUCUUGCUGUGUUUGUAUUUGAGUGCUUUUGUGGUGGACAGUAGCAACUUCUAUAUCUUCCUUGAAUUCACAGUCAUCAAAUUUUUAACAGAAUGUUUGCUUCAUCAUCCCACACCCACUCCAGUCCAAGCAGGGACCAUUCCAGGCAGGCUGGUUUUGAAAUGAGGUGUGAUCCAUGUCAAGCCAUAAAAUUUAAAAACAGUGUAUGGGUAACUCAAGAACCAACUGAGAUUCUGCUGAGAUGAUUCUCAAGUAGUGAAACUUGUUUUAGUGUAAUGGCAUAUUAAAUCAACACUGAAGUAGUUCUGACGAACUCUGGGGCUGACUCUCACUUCAACACAGACUGAAAUAACUCCCAACACUAAAAACUGAAAUAGUUUAAAAUAUUAUCUCUGAGAAUGGAGUGAGCUGUCAUUGUGCAGGGAAAGGGUAAUAUUUUUCUCCCCACAUGACCGUAUCUCUGAUGAUUUCUUUGGCAGGUGUUCUAAAAAGCUUUUAUUUUGAAACUAUUUCCCCCAUGUUGCCAUGUCUCCAGAGAGCAGCUUAAACUGCCUCUCUUCAGUGGGUGGUGCCAUAUCUGUCCUCCAGAACUGCAAGAGAGAAAAAACUUCAAAAGCUUCAGGGGCUUAGUGACAUCUGUUCAAUAUUGUACUGGUUUAUUUUGUCUUUUGUUUUUGGUUGGUUUAAGACAUUCCAGUGGCUGAUGUCUUUGUGUAUUUUUAAGUUGAUGUGUGCACCUGGAGGUGGACAUGUAUUCUGGCCUGUGAUCCAAGUUGUGGAGGAAUGGUGUUAGUAUUGAUUUAUGCAGUCAACCGCCUAUGCAAGUCAAUGGUGGACCACUUUUGAGAUAUUAUGGCAACAGAUAAUCAACAGAUAAUAAAACAAGGAGACAACAUGGCUUGCUUUUUUAAAUAAGUAUUCCAUGAACAUUAAGGGAUGUUUGAAAAUGAAACUGUAAGUGGUUUAAGUAUACAAUGUUCCUGGUGCUUUUUCUUUAGCAAAAUAUUUAACUGUAAAUAACUGAUGAAUAGUCAACUUCUUGUUCCUCCACUCUUAAAAAGUUUGCUUUGCCUCGGUCUGGCAAAACACGGCCUCUACAUUGCUGGGUUUUACACUGAAAGUUUACGUCACAAAUGUCUUUUCAGGAAAACUAUUUAAAAAUAUGUGCUAUGACAUCUCACAUUUUGAAAAUCACGUGUUUAUGAAAGGCACUUUAUACAUGUGAAUAUACAAUAUAUAAAUAUGCAUUGUACCAACAUUUUGUAAUUUCUGUUUGUGUCUUCAUUGUAAAGGGGUUACUUUAAAGAAAUGCUAAAAUGAAGUAUGAUUUAGCAUGAUCUUUUGUGAUAUUGUGUAAAAACUGGCUCUAGAUAUUUUAUUGUACAGUAUUUAUUGUCCAAGAUCAGUAUGUAUUGCUUGUUACUGAAGCUUUUGAAAUAAAUGUAUAAACUCAUCAGUAUUAUGGACAGUGCCAUUUUAAAUCCCAUAAUCGCAUCUUUCUGCGAAGAGGAAUCAAUUGUCUGUGCACCA